UGAACUGCGUUGAUGCUGAAUGGUUAUGGCUAUAAUAUUUUAAGCCAAAGAUGAAGUGUUUACUAAUCAAUCUUAUAGUUUUUAUCAGUGCUGUUCAUUCGGAUAGAAGUAAACCUUUGUUUUUACCACAAUUACCAGUUGGCCAAUACCGACUAAAUUUCUUAGGGAUAACGCGUUGUGUAUCUGUACGUUCAAAUGAGAAAAUUCAAUUUAAUUGGUACCUAAGUAAAAAGUCCGCAAACACCACAGAAAUCAAAGGAAACGUAACAAAUUUCAUUCCAACGGAUGAUUCUCUUAAUUUGGAAUUCAAUAUGUCGAUUAAAGAUUCUAUUGGUGGUUGGAAGGAUAAUGCUUAUUUGUAUAAGGCACCCAAAGCUUGUUCGGCACUCAAAGUGGUCUUAGGAGAUGCUUGGACUCCACUAAUGGAUGGUCUAGGAAUUUACAACGCCACUUGUCCUCUUCCCGUGGGUUAUUUUAUAGCUUCUGGAGCAGAUACUAAUCUUUUUCAUUCGGCCAAUUUCCCCAAGACAUUUUAUUAUGGAACAUACAGAUUUCGUUUUUUUUAUACCAAAAACAAUGAAGUUUAUGGCUGUUUUAUUAUAGUUAUAGAGCUUAAACGGCCGUGGGAAACUAAUAAUUAAACAUUAAAUUAAAAUAAACCAUAUUAACACUAUUAAUGAUUAUUGAUUAUCCUUGUGCUUUACAUCAUCAACAUUGAAACAUUUGUUAUCUUUAAAUUGUUCACUUACAUUAGUAAUAUUGAAAUAUUUGUUGCCAAUUUGU
Messenger RNA from Myzus persicae (green peach aphid), 783 nucleotides. RefSeq lists its product as uncharacterized. The record is from RefSeq and is a predicted model, not a curated record. The coding region runs from base 51 to 641 and encodes 196 amino acids. The transcript has 4 exons. Lineage: Eukaryota; Metazoa; Arthropoda; Insecta; Hemiptera; Aphididae.